AGGCUGCAGGGAAGUGAGGAGGCAUGGCCCCUUCUCAUCGGGCAUCACAGGUGGGGUUUUGCCUCACCUCUGAACGCCCUCUAUGGCGCCUUCCACCCAUCUGUAGGCCCAGAAGGAUGUCGGUCUGCUACCGUCCCCCAGGGAACGAGACACUGCUGAGCUGGAAGACUUCGAGGGCCACAGGCACGGCCUUCCUGCUGCUGGCGGCGCUGCUGGGGCUGCCCGGCAACGGCUUUGUGGUGUGGAGCUUGGCGGGCUGGCGGCCUGCACGGGGGCGACCGCUGGCGGCCACGCUUGUGCUGCACCUGGCGUUGGCCGACGGCGCGGUACUGCUGCUCACGCCGCUCUUUGUGGCUUUCCUGACCGGGCAGGCCUGGCCGCUGGGCCAGGCGGGCUGCAAGGUGGUGUACUACGUGUGCGCGCUCAGCAUGUACGCCAGCGUGCUGCUCACCGGCCUGCUCAGCCUGCAGCGCUGCCUCGCCGUCACCCGCCCCUUCCUGGCGCCCCGGCUGCGCAGCCCGGCCCUGGCCCGCCGCCUGCUGCUGGCCGUCUGGCUGGCCGCCCUGUUGCUCGCCGUCCCGGCCGCCGUCUACCGCCACCUGUGGAGGGACCGCGUAUGCCAGCUGUGCCACCCGUCGCCGGCCCACGCCGCCGCCCACCUGAGCCUGGAGACUCUGACCGCCUUCGUGCUUCCUUUCGGGCUGAUGCUCAGCUGCUACAGCGUGACGCUGGCACGGCUGCGGGGCGCCCGCUGGGGCUCCGGGCGGCACGGGGCGCGGGUGGGCCGGCUGGUGAGCGCCAUCGUGCUUGCCUUCGGCUUGCUCUGGGCCCCCUACCACGCAGUCAACCUUCUGCAGGCGGUCGCCGCGCUGGCUCCACCGGAAGGGGCCUUGGCGAAGCUGGGCGGGGCCGGCCAGGCGGCGCGAGCGGGAACUACAGCCUUGGCCUUCUUCAGUUCUAGCGUCAACCCAGUGCUCUACGUCUUCACCGCUGGAGAUCUGCUGCCCCGGGCAGGUCCCAGUUUCCUCACGCGGCUCUUCGAAGGCUCCGGGGAGGCCCGAGGGGGCGGCCGCUCUAGGGAGGGGACCAUGGAGCUCCGAACUACCCCUCAGCUGAAAGUGGUGGGGCAGGGCCGCGGCAAUGGAGACCCGGGGGGUGGGAUGGAGAAGGACGGUCCGGAAUGGGACCUUUGACACCAAACCCUACAACCUGCUGCCCUUCCCUAUCUCUUUCCACCCCCCACCCACCCUCGGGAGGUCAGUGUUCUGGAACAUUUGGGGACCCUUCUUUGACUAGAGUUUGCAUCUGGCUGGGUAGGAUUACUAUACACUUGGGGCAGGCCCAGGCUCCUCCAAACUGAGGGAUUAUGAGGGUGGUGAUGGUCCCUGUUAAGGACUAUUGCGUGCUUGCAGGUUGGCAUGUACUCAUGUGCCAGCAUUGCUUACUGGUUGCCAAUAGCUGUUAUUGUGAAAUACACUGGGAAGCCAUUAGAUGAUGA
Messenger RNA from Nomascus leucogenys (northern white-cheeked gibbon), 1498 nucleotides. It is a transcript of the gene LTB4R2, whose product is annotated as leukotriene B4 receptor 2. Gene Ontology annotation, biological process: neuropeptide signaling pathway; inflammatory response. Gene Ontology annotation, cellular component: membrane. NCBI's taxonomy places the organism in Eukaryota, Metazoa, Chordata, Mammalia, Primates, Hylobatidae. The record is from RefSeq and is a predicted model, not a curated record. Gene Ontology annotation, molecular function: G protein-coupled peptide receptor activity; leukotriene B4 receptor activity.